Closterium sp. NIES-65 is the source of this 2880-nucleotide messenger RNA. NCBI's taxonomy places the organism in Eukaryota, Viridiplantae, Streptophyta, Zygnematophyceae, Desmidiales, Closteriaceae. The record is from the annotation of a GenBank genome assembly.
AUGUCGGUAUUCGUUUACAUGUCCCGUUGGCAGCAGCAGGUGGAGUUGGCAGCACAGGGGCCAGUAGGGGUAUGUAAUGACUCCGCGGGUGGUGGUGUGUGCAUGUGGGCUCAACGCCUCUCCUCAACGCCUCUCCUCAACGCCUCUCCUCUCCACCUUUCUAUGUAUGUGUGUGUCGCCCUGUUGUCGUUUCGCCAUGUUGCCUCUUUGCCAUGCUUCCAUGUACCCUUGUGCCUGAACAGUGCAGCAGGUGGAGUGGGAGACGGCAGCAACACAGUUUCGCGUUCAGCUGAUGAAAAUCAGUCUGACGCUGACAGGACUCUUGCUGCCGCGGGGCUGAUUCGUUUGGAGCGUAUCCUUAAAACGAGGAUAGCUACAGUGGAGGCGAUGCUGAAGAGCUUGCAGCAUGAGAGGGAGGGAGUGGGAGAAGGGAGGGGGGAAUCUGACGAAAAGGAGGAGGGAGAAGGGGAGAGGAAAGGGAGAGGUGGGAAGGAGGAUGAGGUGGACGAUCUGCCAUCAUGGGUGGAUACAGCUGCUGCUGCUGCUGCUGCUGCUGCUGCUGCUGCUGGAUCUGCUGCUGGUGGGAGCAGUGGCAGCAACAGCGGCAGUAAAGCAGGGAGAGAGUUGGUGGUGGAAGGAGAUGAGUGGGAUGAAACAGGAGCAAAGGAUGAGGAAGGCAUGGCGGCUGAGAGUGGGCGGGCACUCAAUACCACUCGCAACGACCCCUCCUCUCCUCCUCAGUCACCCAACACUACCCUCCCUCCCCACCUCUCCCUCCUCCUCUCUCACCUCACUCCCUCCCACCUUCCCCCAGUCUGUCGCACCGACCCGACAACCCACUCCCUCUCCCCCAUCUCCGCCUCUCUCUUUCCCCCUCCCCCCCGCCUCAUCCCCUGGAACCCCCACCCCCACCGCUACCUGCUGGCCACGUGCACUUAUGGUCGCACCUCCAACCACCUGCUCUGCAUACGACGGUGGGUAUGCCCUUGCUCGUUCUCUCAAUUGGUUUUUCUUUCUCUCUCGCGCACUUGCUUUCUCUCCUCCCUACAAACCUCCAUCACCCCACUCGCUUCCCUCUUCUCCCCAUCGUCUUUCUCUUCCCUCCUCCCCCCAUCACCCCCUCUCUACCCUCCUCCCCCCAUCACCCCCUCUCUACCCUCCUCCCCCCAUCACCCCCUCUCUACCCUCCUCCCCCCAUCACCCCCUCUCUUCCCCCCUCCACCCACCGCCCUCUCCCUUCCCCUUCCUCCCCCAGCCUUUCCCUCCCCGUGCUGUCCCUCCAGUCACCUGGCAACUGCAUCUCUGUUCAACCGCUACCUACCGCUGCCACGCCUGUAUCUCGUUCUGAGACGUCUCAAAACCUCUCUUUCUCUUCCCUCCUUCAGGUACCUCGCCUUUGCACCUCUGCUCAACUGCUCUCUGCUGCUGCCACUGGUGCCUCCCACCUCUCCUGGUGGUGCUCCACCAUGGGCUCAGGCAAGGGAGCCACGUAGACAAGCUCUGCUGGCUCUUCCGUUGCUAAACCCUCCUCCCCCUCCUCUCUUCCCUGCCUCUCCAGGUGCACCGCCAGAGUGGAUGGACCUGGGAGUGGCUUUAGACGUGGCAGGCCUGCAGCAGUGUGUGGGGCAGGGACGAGUGGUCACUGUGGACGCAUACCUCAGAGGCGAGGGGGUUGGGAGCGGUGGAGAGGGUAACAGUGGUGAUAAUUCCAGCACCACCAGCACUGGCACUAGCACCGGUGGUGGUAUCAAUAAUGAAGAUACUAACAAUGGUGGUGGUGCUGCUAGCGAGGCCAAUAUCAACGACCCGGCACAUCUCGCCCGCGUCUGUACAGCAGCCCCCAUCCCCGCCUCCAACGUCACUCUCCGCCAGUUCCUCUCCUUCUUUGGCGCUCGCACAGAGCAAGUCAUUGGGCUGGGAGACGUGUUUGAGGUUACAGGGAGCGUGGAUGUGGGACAGGUGGGAGAGACGGGGGAAGAUCUGGGGGGAGUGGGAGGAUCGCUGACAGAUUCGCUGGUGGAAGGUCACUAUGAUGGUGUCAACGGCGCUCGAGACGCUCGAGCACGUUUGCUAGCCGAUAAGCUGCUGGAAGGUCAUGCGAGCAGUGACGGUCUGCCUGGUCUCUACGAUGGUCUCAAUGGUGCCGUCCCCAUCCUGCCGCCCUGCCGCCUCGCCAUGCGUCCGCACCCCGCCGCCCUCUCCGCCGCCCACGCAUUCACGCGGCGUGUGCUCGGCACACGCUUCGCCGCCCUGCACCUGCGGCGGACGGAUUUCGCGACGCACUGCUUGAGGCCGGGCUUCUGGUGCUGGUUACCGCUGUCUCAGAUCGCCCGGUGCGUGGCUGAUCGGAUCAAUGCCCUCAAUGCUGCUGCUGGUGUUGCUGCUGGUGUUGCUGCUGGUGUUGCUGGUGCUACUGCUGCUUCUGGUGGUGGUUCUGCUGCUGCUGUGGCUGUUGCUGCUGGAGUGAAGGAGGGGGCAGCAUCAAGUGGGAUGGAACAGCACAAACCUGUGCGGACUCUCUUCGUCGCCACAGAUACAACCGACCAGGAGCUCCGCUGGUUCACCCAGAUGCUCAAAUCCUUAGUGUGGGGCGAGAUAACCGUAAUUCAGUACCCACGCUCCAAGUCAGCUGCGCCAGGAGCAGCAGAGCUGCAGGCAGCGGGCAUCAUAGCCCACAGCAGCACGAGGGGCACGGUGGAGAAGAUGGUGUGUGUGCAUGCGCUCGUGUUCUGGGGCACCCCGCGGUCGACCUGGAGCAAGGAUGUGUUAAGGAUGAGGGGGGCACUGGGGGUGGAGCAUUGUGGGGAUGACUGGGUGUGUGGGGGGGAGGAGACGGAGGACUUGGGGGUGAGGGAAAUCAGCAAGAGGAUGAAUGCAUGA